Lactuca saligna is the source of this 549-nucleotide messenger RNA. Lineage: Eukaryota; Viridiplantae; Streptophyta; Magnoliopsida; Asterales; Asteraceae. The record is from the annotation of a GenBank genome assembly.
AUGCUCUUUUCUUUUUUCGAUCGGCAGGCACAUGAGAGACCCGAUUUCUUCUUCCUCCCUCUUCAUCAGAUCGAGAAGGCAUCAGGCGAUCGAGAAGGCAUCAUGGGGAAAAAUGCGAACCCGAGAAACAAGCUGAAAAUCGAUUCUGGUGAGGCUUCUAAGUUACCGUCUGAUCCUCUGAAAGCUAAAUCAGACACUCUUUUUGUCAAUAAGUUUGAAUCAGAAGUGAAAUCUCCUGUGAUAAAAGGAUCGAGUGAUGUGAGUAAAUCCGAAGGCCCUAGGUCUGGAGUGAAUUUGGUGGAUUCUCUUUUGGAUGCUGGAUGUGAUGCGAUUUCUAUUGAGAAUAAGGGUUUGGGAUUGUUGAAUGGUUCUGAGGGUGUUGUGAUGGGAUCGAAUAUUUCUUCUAAAGUGGUUAUGGUUGAUAUCGCCGGUUCUCCAAUGGUUAAUAAUGUCAUUCGCAAUCCCAUUAAGGAGGAUGGAGUGAUAGAAGGUUUGAGCUCCCAUGUGUUUGAAUUUGAAAAAGACAUUGAGCACCAAUUAUUUAUUUAG